This is a messenger RNA of Spirometra erinaceieuropaei, 431 nucleotides long. The record is from the annotation of a GenBank genome assembly. Lineage: Eukaryota; Metazoa; Platyhelminthes; Cestoda; Diphyllobothriidea; Diphyllobothriidae.
AUGGGUGCACAACCACGUCUGAAGACACACUACUACUACUACUACUACUACUACUACUACUACUACUACUACUACUACUACUACUACUACUACUACUACUACUACUACUACUACUACUACUACUACUACUACUACUACUACUACUACUACUACUACUACUACUACUACUACUACUACUACUACUACUACUACUACUACUACUACUACUACUACUACUACUACUACUACUACUACUACUACUACUACUACUACUACUACUACUACUACUACUACUACUUGCUACUACUACUGCUGCUACUACUACUACUGCCGCUGUUGCUGCCGCGCAGUCGAAGCUGGCCCGUUCGCCAGAUGCGAGAGGUAGGUCAUUUAGGAGUUAACCCUUAUUGGAGGUGGUUCCACUACCCGACGAAUGGGCUGCCCGCAAUUAA